UUUUUUUUCUGCUUUGAUAGGGCUGUGCAGUCAGUGGUUACUUCUCCUGCGUGAUUCAUCAUGAUAACUCCAGCCUUUGAACUGAGCCAGGAUCCAGAUUUUCUUAAAAUAAUUAUCAAAAUACCUUAUGCCAGAGCUUCGGAGUUUGAUGUAUAUUUUGAAGGGGAAGAUUUUAAAUUUUAUGCUAAACCUUACUUUCUCAGAUUGACUUUACCUGGAAGGGUUGUGGAAGAUGGUAGAGAAAAAGCAUCUUAUAAUACAGAUGAAGGAACUUUUACAAUUCAGUUACCCAAGGAGAUUCCUGGCCAAUAUUUUGAGGGACUGGAUAUGCUGACGUCUCUUUUGACACCAAAGAAGUUAAAAUCAGCAACACCUUUAGUGGAAGAGAUAGCUGCCUCGGCUCAUUUGUCUGAGGAGGAAGAUGAUGAUGACUUUGACUGGGAAAUUGAGCAGACUCCUUAUGAAGAAACUGCAGAAAGCACUCUGCAACAAAAGUAUUGCUAUGGAUUUGGGAAUUUGCACUCAGCGGUGCUGCAGCGCCUGCAGGAUGAACUCACUGAUGUAAUUGACAUUAAGGAUCCAGAUCGAGUGCCUGUAAGUGAGCGUAGGAGGAAACGCCUGGCAGCAGAGGCAGCCAAGUUUGAUCCUGAUCAUUAUCUAGCUGAUUUUUUUGAAGAUGAAGCUAUUGAGCAUGUUUUGAAAUACAAACCAUGGUGGAUUGAUGCCCAUAAAAAAAAGACUGCCUUGCAGCAUCAGGAAUGUGACGGGCAAACUUUUGUUGUAUUCUCUGAAGAAGAGAGAGAACAGCUGAGGAAAUUCAAAAAUAAAUCUUAUCUUCUGGAUAAAAGAACCCGUCAUCAUGUAUAUCUCGGUUUAAUUGAUAUCCUUCUGGCCUAUUGCUAUGAAAUCUGUGUUAAUGAAGGAGACAAGAAUGUUGAAUCCCCUUGGAAUGUCAGGAAACUGAGUGCCACACUGUGUUGGCUGGAAGUAAGUUAA
Molecule: messenger RNA, 996 nt
Organism: Tinamus guttatus (white-throated tinamou)
Lineage: Eukaryota; Metazoa; Chordata; Aves; Tinamiformes; Tinamidae
Source: RefSeq, a predicted model, not a curated record